This is a messenger RNA of Marmota monax (woodchuck), 1095 nucleotides long. It is a transcript of the gene Magea4, whose product is annotated as MAGE family member A4. Gene Ontology annotation, biological process: negative regulation of transcription by RNA polymerase II. The record is from RefSeq and is a predicted model, not a curated record. NCBI's taxonomy places the organism in Eukaryota, Metazoa, Chordata, Mammalia, Rodentia, Sciuridae. Gene Ontology annotation, cellular component: nucleus.
AUGCCUUGAGCCCCAAAGCAUUGGCACUACAUGCUUGAGGAAGACCUUCAGGCCCAAAUGGAGAAACAGGCCCUUAUGGAUGCCCAGGUUUCCACAGCUGUGGAUGAGGAGGAUACUUCCUCUUCCUCCUCCACUUGCUCCUCCUCUUUCCCCGGCUCCUCUUCCUCCACUUCCUCCCCUUGCUAUCCUCUACUGUUGAGUUCCCCAGAGGAAGAUUUUGGUUAUGAUGCGUUACUAAGUCCUUCCCAGAGUCCUUCAACAGCCUCGUCCUCCCACACUGCCAUGACCUCUACUCCAUGCAGCCAAUCUGAUGUCUCCAGCCAAGGAGAAGAAGGUCCAAGUACCUCCCAAUCCCUGACAGGUAGUAAGUCCUUGUCUAGAAGUGAGAUAGAUGAAAAGGUGAAUGAUUUGGUAGAAUUCCUGCUCCUGAAGUAUCGAAUGAAAGAGCUGACUACAAAGGCAGAAAUGCUGAAUAGUGUCAAAAAUUACCAGGAGCACUUCCCUGUGAUCUUCAGUGAGGCUUCUGAGUGCAUGCAGCUUGUCUUUGGCAUUGACCUGAAGGAAGUGGAUCCCUCGAGUCACUCCUAUGUCCUUGUGACUACCCUUGGCCUCACCUAUGAUGGGAUGCUGAGUGAAGUUCAGGGCAUGCCCAAGGCUGGCCUCCUGGUACUUAUACUGAGCAUUAUAUUCAUGGAGGGCAACUGUGCCUCUGAGGAGGUAGUUUGGGAAGCACUGAGUGUUAUGGGGGUGUGUGCUGGGAGGGAAAACUUCAUCUAUGGGGAUCCCAAGAAGCUUAUCACCCACGAUUGGGUGCAGGAAGAGUACCUUGUGUAUCGGCAGGUGCCUAACAGUGAUCCUGCUCACUAUGAGUUUCUGUGGGGCCCAAGGGCCCACAAUGAAACUAGUAAAAUGAGUCUCUUGGAAUUUUUGGCUAAGGUCAAUGGGAGUGAUCCCAGAGCCUUCCCGGUAUGGUAUGAGGAGGCUUUGAGAGAUGAGGAAGAGAAAGCUCAGGCCAGAGUUGCCACAACAGAUGAUGCUACUACCCCAGCCAGUGCAAGUUUUAGUGCCACUAGCCGUUCUUUAUGCCCAAAGUAA